Molecule: messenger RNA, 2009 nt
Organism: Vespa mandarinia (Asian giant hornet)
Lineage: Eukaryota; Metazoa; Arthropoda; Insecta; Hymenoptera; Vespidae
Source: RefSeq, a predicted model, not a curated record
CCUUAUCGAAAAUCGUUCAAAUUCACCGAGUAGAAAAACUAUAAAAGAUGAAAGAGUAUUUUUUAAGAGAUCAGUUUUGCCAAUAUGCGUUCCAAGAGAAUUCUCUUCUUUUUAUGUCUUGGAAGUUUGACGUCGAAGAUCUUUACAAACAGUUAUUAUCGUCAGUUGAAAUCAUGGACGAAUGAUUCGUUAGACACAUUUAUAAGUUCGGAACACGUGGAUCCAGCUGAACGAGCGAUUGAAAAUUUUUUAACAAAAUUAGCUGGUCCGAUAUCAAGACCGAUAACACUACGAAAAACUUCUAAUGAAAAAUAUGGCCUUCAACGAACGAUUUCUGAAAUUUGUCACGUGAUACGAAGAAAUUUAAUGAAUUUUGCUAAAACCUGUGAAUUAACGUCAACCGUUAAUCGAUAUAAACAAAAUUCGGCUAUUCAUAAUAUCAGAUCUAACGAUUGGUUCCCUGAAAUUUUACUUCGAGGUUCAUUAUUACUACACGAUUUAGGAGGAAUCACAGAAGAAGUAACGUCUUCCGUUGAUCGUUAUCUUUCUAGACACAAUUUUAAUUUACCUAAAAAUAAAGUGUACAAUGCAAAGAAGAAUCCCCGAUUUUUAGGAACGAUCGAUGAUCUUUCAGAGUUCAGCGAUCGAUUAUGGGAGUGCACGAAAUCGAAAACAAGAAAUAAUCGAAACACAAUUUCUAUUCUCAGUGAAGCUUUUGCUAACUUGGCAAAGGAUUCACCUGAACAUAUUCUGAGAGUUUAUAAAUCUCGUUUGGACGUUGCUUUAGCAAACGAUUCAUUGAAUAAUAAUGGUUCAUCACUCGGUCAACUAAAUGUUCUCUUUUGUAAUCUUAUUUCCAAUAAUUCUAGUCAUUUAAAUCAUAAAUGUAUCACGGAAUUCAAACGUCUUAGUGAGUGUAUGUUUACUCAAAAACAUAAUCCUACAAAGCAUUCGCACGAUAGGAUUAAUAAUCAUAAGAGUUUCCUAAGAAAUCAUUGGCUAAGUGGAAUCGAAGAUAUAAGUAAUUGUAUCGCCGUGUUCGAUGACGAUGGAAAUGCGAAUGUGAGGUGUAAAACGAGACGAAGAAUACCGGAAGAUCCUGGUCAUCGAAUAAAAUAUAUUUACGAGAGUCUAUUAGAACAAAAAUUAUCAAGAAAAUCACCUUUAUAUCGAGUUGCGAAUGAUCUAGGUAAUGUUCUUUCGAUGACACCUUGGGGUAGGCAACUCAUCGAAGAUACAUGUUACUAUCUUUCGAUUUAUCAAGAUGGAGUCAAGAAAAUCAACAGAUUGUCGAAAUUUCAAAAUAAAAAUAAAAGAGCAACUGCAAAAUAUAAGAAAGUGUCUAAAUCUUUGGAAUUAUAUAAAAGAGGUUUACUUUUAAAAACAUUGGAAGCAAUUGAUAAUAUUCAUCGUACGACGAUCGAAUUCGAGAAGAUCAUUGUGAGCGGAAUUAAAACGGCAAUGAACGAGAAUUGGUACUGUCAUCUUCAAAUUUUCAACUGUGUUUCCGAUUGGAUGACAAAACUUUUUUUAUUCUACGAUUACGAAGAAGAAAAGAAAAACGAGACGAUAUUGACGACUACGUUGCAGCCUUCGUUGUCAAUAGAAUCGGAUGAGAAUUCCUAUGAAUUAUCUGAUGUAUUAUCUGACGAAGAAGAUGAUAGUGAAGAAGAAAAAACUGCUUUAAUUAUGACGAAAAAAGCGAUGAAGGAAGCUGCGGAUAAAUCUUUCGAAAAGUUAAUUCGAUCGAUGAAUCGUGUAAACGUCCGCACGGCGAACGAGAAAAGCAUCCUGGUUAAUCUCGCGAAUAAUUUAUUGCUAACAGCUAUGUUCAUGGAAACUAUCGGUUUCGUUUCUGUGUUGUUUUCUCUCGGGAAUGCUAAUAAAGAGGAAAUGAAUUCGUCCGAAAUAAGAGACGAAUGGCUACAAAAACACAAACAUAGAUCCUUGAUCUUCGAAAGAUAACCCACGAAAUUGAACCGAAGUGAUGCAGAAUGAAGAUAUAUCAU